Messenger RNA from Chiloscyllium plagiosum (whitespotted bambooshark), 1997 nucleotides. The record is from RefSeq and is a predicted model, not a curated record. NCBI's taxonomy places the organism in Eukaryota, Metazoa, Chordata, Chondrichthyes, Orectolobiformes, Hemiscylliidae.
CCUCUGACGCGCGUGCCUGGCAGUUGCCCCCUCUUCUAUUGGUGUCGCUUGUUAUUUGGCUCCAAGGGGCUCUCACCGAGAAGAGGAAUGUCCUCAGGUGCCGGGCAGGCCCCCAAUGCUGAGCUGAGCUGGACAGCUGCCCUGCUCAAGUUCUUGGAGCUGGUGAAAUAUGAGAACCUGGUAGCUGGUAUCAGCGGCGGGGUGGUCUCUACGCUGGCGUUGCAUCCGCUCGAUCUGGUCAAGAUCAGGUUCGCAGUGAGUGAUGGGUUGCAGAUGAGGCCAAAAUACAAUGGAAUUGUUCAUUGUGUCAGAAGUAUCUGGAAACAGGAAGGAAUUAGAGGCCUUUACCAAGGAGUAACCCCAAAUAUCUGGGGUGCAGGUUUAUCUUGGGGAUUAUACUUCUUCUUAUAUUCAGCAUAUUUGGCUUAUACAAUUAAUGGUAGGGCCUCAGGCAUUGUUAACACCCUGCACAUCAUGUACAUGUAUUUUUCAGGUGCAGUGACGCUGUGUAUUACAAAUCCAAUUUGGGUAACGAAGACUCGGUUAGUCCUGCAGUAUGAUGCAGGGAUUGAUCCAUCAAAGAAACAGUACAGAGGCAUGGUGCAUGCCCUUUUGAAAAUAUAUCAGAAUGAAGGUGUUCGUGGACUCUACAAGGGAUUUGUGCCUGGCCUUUUUGGUACAUCACAUGGUGCUCUUCAGUUUAUGGCUUAUGAAGAACUAAAGAAAGAAUACAGCUUUCAUAAAAAUGUGGCAGUAGAUGCAAAAUUGAAUCCCUUAGAAUAUGUAACAAUGGCAGCAUUAUCCAAAGUUUUUGCUGUAACAGCAACAUAUCCAUACCAAGUAGUGCGUGCUCGGCUACAGGAUCAGCAUACCCAGUAUUCUGGAGUAAUGAAUGCUAUAGGAAGAACAUGGAGGAAUGAAGGAGUUCAUGGAUUUUAUAAAGGAGUUGUUCCAAAUGUGCUUAAAGUGACACCUGCAUGUUGCAUCACAUUUCUGGUAUAUGAGAAUGUAUCUCAAUUUUUACUUAGUUUCCGUCAGUGCUGAACUUUGGACUGUUUGUCAGCAUUUGAAUCACCGAGACUUAUCAUUUCACCAACCAAAACUGCAGGCAUGAGAAGAUGAUCAAAUACUAUCUAGUUAACACUUUCAGCUUCCUACUGUCUUUCCCACCCCCUCCCCCAAGCUGUAGUAGUAUUUCUAAAUACUGGUCUUAAAAAUAUUAUUUAUUUUAUUUCAUAUUGUAUAAGUUUGCAUAGCCAGCAGAUAUUGUUAAAAGUUCAAUCUCUUUAAUUUAUGACAUGAGUAGAUAUAAUUGGCAUUUAUUGUCCAUCCUCAAAUUCAAAGGUAAACUUCUGAGUAUCAGAUGUUACCUCUGUAAAAUGCUUAAUACUUAACAUUUUACUUUAUAAAGAAUUCAAUUUCUAGAAACUAAAAUCAGCAAAUUACACAGCAAUUGAUGUCAAGUUGAAUUGAUAGUGGUUUUGUGUUCUUGCAAUGGUCUUUUGUAAUAAAGUACAUUUGUUAUAAUAAUGCACUUUUAAUGGAGAUUUAUAUGUUUGCUUAAUAAAUUAUUAGAAGUUAAUUAUGAUUAAAUGGGGAAAGUUUAUGUACUGUAUUCUGGAAAAUUUACAAGCCUGUAUAUGAAUGUAAUGUAAUCCUGCUAAAUCUGUAUAAUGUGGUGAACUUUCCACCAAGUGGCAGAGCUAAAUAAAGAAGUUAAUUUUUGGGCCUGUGUAAUUACAUCUACAUUACAAAGGAAUGAAGCUUAGAGUCUGAGUAUCCGGUGUUGAUGGUUUUCAGCUCCCAAAUUAUAAUUUUAAGAAUUCAUACAUUGAAGCUUAUUCCUGCCUAAAAUACUUAUUUAAUUCCUGGUCUGAAAUGAGUAGCAUUAAAUGCACUAAUGGAUAAUCCUUUUGAAUCAAAUACAAAUGUUUAAGAUGUAUGAACAGGUUCAUGUAGAAUAAAUCUUAACAUUUAAACUGCUACUUGUGUUGUCA